Messenger RNA from Cercocebus atys (sooty mangabey), 1280 nucleotides. RefSeq lists its product as uncharacterized. Gene Ontology annotation, biological process: negative regulation of transport. Gene Ontology annotation, cellular component: membrane. Lineage: Eukaryota; Metazoa; Chordata; Mammalia; Primates; Cercopithecidae. The record is from RefSeq and is a predicted model, not a curated record.
AUGGCCUGGGGGUCGGGCUUAAGGCCUGGGCCAUGGCAGGGAGGCUGGCGUUUCCUCACCGCGGGUGUCAACAGCGCGGCCUCUUUCCGGCGGCCCGGUCUGGGCCGCCGGGGUCUGUGGGACGCGGAGUCCGAGGCGGGAGCUUCCCCAGGGGGUCGGUCUCGCCUCAAGUCGUACGGUCUGAGGGGAGUUCUUCUGCGUCCCCGCCCUUUGUCCGCACUUGGGGUCUCAUUCACCUGCCCGCGCCUUCAGGGAAGGGUGGCGGGGCUCUCUCCGGCUGCGGCGGGCCGGCUCUCGCACCCCCUCGGCCCCGGGAGUCCCGGGGCUCGGCCCGCCUCCCCAUCGCCGUCCUUCGCCCUCUCGGCCCCCGCCUCGCCCCCCAUCGCCGUCCUCGGGCCUUCGCUCCGGUCCUCCGGGCUCCGGCCCUCCCUGGGGCUCUGCGGCUUGCCGGUCCGGGGAGGAGCCCUCUCGGGCGACAACGGGGCGGGGGCUCCGCAGGCCUGCAGUCCGGGGGCUGCUUCACGCGGCGGAGGCGCUGGGCCAGGAGAAAAAAAAAAAAAAAGAAAAGAAAAGAAUAUCACCCCACUCCACGCCUGGGACGAUUUCUUCCCGAGCUCCGAUUGCUUUGCCUGGCCGGACUUCAGGGACAUUUGCAAAUGGAACAACCACGUGCUGAGCAACCUGCUCUAUUGCCAGACCAACUACCUGGUGGUGGCUGCCAUGAUGAUUUCCGUCGUGGGGUUUCUGAGUCCCUUCAACAUGAUCCUGGGAGGAAUCGUGGUGGUGCUGGCAUUCACAGUGUUUGUGUGAGCAGCCCACAAUAAAGACAUCCUUCGCCGGAUGAAGAGCCACCCCACGACGUUCCUUAUGGUGGUCAUGUUCACCAGCGAUUUCCUUAUAUCCAUGUUUGGAGGAGUCACGGUCUUUGUGUUUGGCAUCACUUUUCCUUGGUUGUUGAUGUUUAUCCAUGCAUCGUUGAGACUGUGGAACCUCAGGAACACACUGGAGAAUAAAAUGGAAGUAAUAGGUUUGAAGAGGACACCAACGGGCAUUGUCCUGGAUGCCCUACAACAGCAGGAAGAAGGCCUCAACAGACUCACUGACUAUCAGCAAAGUGACGGAAGAAACAUAACUGACCUGAGAUGGGGUUGCAGCAGAAAUUGAGUAGCAGUUUGCCCUUGUCUGGACCUACUUUCUGCUUGUGUUUUUGAAAUAGUGAAGGGGUGGCCUGCCCUUCCACACCUGUGGGUGUUUCUCGUUAGGUGGAACGAAAGACUUGA